Messenger RNA from Eremomyces bilateralis CBS 781.70, 1075 nucleotides. Its product is annotated as 3-hydroxyanthranilic acid dioxygenase. Bases 196 to 711 code for a protein of 171 amino acids. Gene Ontology annotation, molecular function: 3-hydroxyanthranilate 3,4-dioxygenase activity; iron ion binding. Gene Ontology annotation, cellular component: cytoplasm. The transcript is spliced from 3 exons. The record is from RefSeq and is a predicted model, not a curated record. NCBI's taxonomy places the organism in Eukaryota, Fungi, Ascomycota, Dothideomycetes, Eremomycetales, Eremomycetaceae. Gene Ontology annotation, biological process: quinolinate metabolic process; 'de novo' NAD+ biosynthetic process from L-tryptophan.
CUUGAUACCAUCAUCUAAAGUUUAAUGAGAAUUUGGUCGGCUUAUAUUUGAUAACAUUUGAACCGAAGAAUGCAAAGGGCUGCUCUACUAUUAUCAUCGAGGGUCAGGAAGCCGUCGAGCCCAGCUAUAGUGUGCUCGAACCUAUCACGAAGAUGGUUCGCCUCCAGUGAGCCACGAGCAUCGUUAGCGCCCCCAAUGAACAUCCCGAAAUGGUUGAAAGAAAACUCGAACCUGCUGAAACCCCCUGUAAAUAACUAUUGCGUAUAUGACGAGCACAUCACCGUCAUGAUUAUCGGAGGGCCCAACGCUCGUUCCGACUACCACGUCAACGAAACCCCGGAAUGGUUCUACCAGUACAAGGGCGACAUGCUCCUCCGCACCGUUGACGACGGCCAGUUCCGCGACAUCCCCAUCCGCGAAGGCGACAUGUUCCUGCUGCCGCCCCACGUGCCGCACAAUCCUGUCCGCUUCGCCGACACGGUGGGGAUUGUGAUCGAGCAGAAGCGGCCCGCGGAAUCGAUCGACCGGCUGCGCUGGUAUUGUCAGGGCUGCGGGGAGCGGGUGCAUGAGAAAGCGUUCCAUUGCGUGGAUCUAGGGACGCAGUUGAAGGAUGCAAUUAAUGAUUUUGCGCAGGAUACGGAGGCGAGGACGUGUGGGAAUUGCGGGGAGCUAUGUGAUCUGACGCCGAGACAGGUGCCGAAGGUGGAGUGAGCCGGCUUGGGAAGAAAGAUCUGUUCGACUAGGACAUUGGCACGAUGCUGCGUGCUCAAAGCCCGUUCCAAACUCCCCGUGCGAUGUGGUCCACUCGUUUACGUGUGCCUUUGACAAUGCCCAGGUACAGGAGCUCUGCUAGGGCCUGUUGAAAUGACGCGCUUCGAGUCCGUUAGCAACACCGUGUAGGUGGUGAGGCAGUCCUGGACAUACCUUGUAUCUUUGUCAUCUCCUUCAUUGUCGCCCUUGACGUUCUCAAAUGCAGAGAGUAAAUCUGCCAUGUUAAUUAGUUGCCCUGACUCGAGGCACAGUCGAUACAAGAUCGAGGUGUCAGGUUGAGUUGAACUCAAUGCUGUCUGUAGGG